GAGCGGAGACGAACGAGGAGGAGGCCCGAGCGGUCCCCGUGUGCACUUAUGCCAUUUCUCCUUCGCUUCUGUUCUCCGCUCUGAUCGUCGAGACGAGCGAGCGAGCGAGCGAGCUCACAUCGAGGAGGCGGAGGAAGUGGAGCAGCAGUGGAAGGGAGGGAGGGAGGGAGGAAGGGAGGAAGGUCAGGCCGGGCCAGCCAAUCCGAGGCAAGUCAAGGCAGUGUAGCAGAGCAGAGGAGGACGAGGAGGAGAGCAGCAGCACGCGAGCGAGCUCGCCCACUCCGGAAGUGCGUCGAUUUGUGGAUCGAGGGGCAGGCAGGCAUUUGGGAGCUUUAGAAGGCUUGAGUUGAGGUGGAGGGUUUGUCGGGUCGUGUGCAGAAGACGCAGAACCGAGAGGGACGAGAAGGAAGGGAAGGGAAGGAAAGGAAAGGAAAGGAAAGAGGGCAGAUUGGUAGAUCGAUCGAGAAGGUUGGAGAGGGAGAAGGGGUGAGAGGUGGGGGAGAGUGGGAAGGGGGAGCGAGUAUAAAAUCAGGCGAGGGCGAAAUGCGGCACUGGAGGUAGCAGAGAGGCAGGGGCGCAACUCCGAUCGCCAGUGCCCCCGUUGAAAGUGAAGCUUGCGGGGUCACUGAAAGCCUGGCGCCAUGGUGGUCCUGGCGGCUUCCAUCAUCAGCAAGUCCGGGAAAGCUCUUGUCUCCCGGCAGUUUGUGGACAUGUCUAGGAUACGUAUUGAGGGCCUACUAGCUGCAUUCCCAAAGCUCGUUGGCAGCGGCAAACAACAUACCUACGUGGAGACUGAGAAUGUCCGAUAUGUUUACCAGCCAAUGGAGGCCUUGUACCUCCUUCUCGUCACCAACAAACAAAGCAACAUUCUCGAAGAUCUUGAAACAUUGCGUCUUCUGUCGAAACUUGUGCCUGAAUACUGCCCUGGCCUUGAUGAAGAGUCAGUUUGCAAAACUGCCUUCGAGCUCGUAUUCGCUUUCGACGAGGUUAUUUCUCUGGGACACAAGGAGAACAUAACAAUCGCUCAAGUGAAGCAAUACACCGAGAUGGAGAGCCACGAGGAGAGACUUCACAACCUCAUCAUCCAGAGCAAAAUAAUCGCCACUAAGGACGAGAUGAAGCGCAAAGCCAGCGAGAUUGAUAAGAGCAAGAUCGACAAGGGCAGAAUGGGAGGUGGUGGUAAGGGAGGCUUUAUGUCCAAUUCUUCAUCUAGCAACAACGGUGGUAGGAUCGACAAUGGGUACAGUGAUUUAAGUGCAUCUGGAGGUGGCGGCUUCGGCAACAACUCGAGCUUUGGAAGUUUAGAUCCAGACUUCAACGCCAAAUCCAAAGCAAGGCCCACUUCGGCUACCGUACCAUCGAAAGGUCUUGGUAUGCAACUAGGAAAGUCACAGAAAGCGAACCAGUUCUUAGAACUUCUCAAACAGGAGGGAGAGGUUAUUGUGGAUGACGUUCAGGUAUCUGCUCCAGGUCCGAAAGCAGCAGCUGUGAUUACUGAUCCUAUAGCAAUUGCUGUUGAAGAGAUUUUGACUGUUACUAUCAAGAAGGAUGGUGGUCUCGAGUCACUUGAAGUUACAGGAGAGAUGGCAUUGGUGGUACAAAAAACAGAGGAUGCGUUCAUCCGAGUUCAAGUCGAACUAGGUCCCCACAACAACAACAAUUUCAAUUUCAAGACGCAUCCUAAUAUCGAUAAGGAUCUCUGGAAUAGAGAGAAUAUUUUAGGAAUGAGAGAUCCUUCUAAAGCUUUUCCUACAGGCAGCCGAUCUGGCAUUUUGAAGUGGCGAAUGCUCAGCAAGCAAGAAUCCUUGGUUCCGCUUAUGAUAAACUGCUGGCCUUCUGUUUCGGGUGGAGAGUCGUUUGUGAACAUUGAAUACGAGGCCUCUAAGGCUUUCGAUUUGCAGAAUGUUGUUAUCCAAAUACCUUUGCCUGCUCUCAGAGAUGCUCCCACCGUGAAUCAAGCAGAUGGAGAAUGGAGGUACGACCCCAGAAAGUCCGUACUGGAGUGGACUAUUGUCCUCAUUGACAAUACCAACCGGAGUGGAGCCAUGGAGUUUGUGGUGCCACCAGCAGAUCCAUCUUCUUUUUUCCCUAUUGACGUGAAGUUCACUACCCCAAAAACGUUUUGCGAUGUUAAGGUUGUAAGUGUCAACCAAACACAGGGAGGUGCUAUUACACGGUAUGGUGGACGGACGCAAAUGGUGGUUGACAGUUACCAAGUUGUUUAGGGACCCUGUCCGAUAUCGUUUGAGCUCGACAGGAGAUUCAAGGGGUUGUUAGAAGCACAUUUGACGCAGCAUGAGUUAUGUUGAUUCUGACUUUCAGAGAAGAAAAUAGCAGAAAUUGCAAUUCUGAGUUUCCGGCAAGCAAUCACAUGGUGUUCCUUGCCCUGCCGCAUUUUUGCUGCCAGUUAUGAGGGAUGUGCUUUUUACGCGUUCACGAAGACGGGCAGAUGGAACAGUCAAAACCUGUUUCAUCUAUACUUGAGCUGGCAUGCUGUAGGGCUGUGGUUGUGUGUGCAGAAUUGGAGUAGGUUGUGCACUGGUAGCCGCGGUAGCAGUAGCUUAUUUGAAGACGAGGCACUUUUGUGAGAAGCUAAUCGUGUAGUGUGCGAUACAAGUCAACGGCUACUCUGGCCACCGAUCUCAACCUUCUCAGAGUUGGUACUAGUAACACUCUCAAGUUUUCUACAUGUUCCUGAGUGCUUGGGCAGGAUAGUGCCAGUUCAUGUGUAUGUGAUCAAUGCUCUUACAUUGCUUCAGAUCAGGUCCAGUUUAUUAAUACAGAAUCAUCAGCUAUUAAAAUUCAUAGAUGGCUCUCUUCUCACUUCGUAGAGUUAGGUAACUUGAGUUACGGUGGCUAUUGUCCUGUAAUUCAGUUGAAUUUCCGCUCUUUGCCUCAAAAGAGAGGGCUACUGAGACCAGUCGAGUUCCCAUUUUUUGUAUGAGAAGUUGUAGGGCAUUUAGUUGUUGAACUAAGUUCAAUAAGAUUAACGCUUAGUUAACACUUGAAUAUCAAUUGUUAUCUAUACCGU
Molecule: messenger RNA, 3031 nt
Organism: Marchantia polymorpha subsp. ruderalis
Lineage: Eukaryota; Viridiplantae; Streptophyta; Marchantiopsida; Marchantiales; Marchantiaceae
Source: the annotation of a GenBank genome assembly